CGAAAAAUUUGUUAUUUUCAACUAUAUAUUAUGUUACGCUUGCAAAAUAGAUGUAUAUAUAAUUAUAAACGUUAAGUCCGCUUUAAACGAUUUAUAAUUAGUGACAAAAUUCGAAACAGAAUUCUAUUUAUAUUUUUAUGCACCGCAUAUCCUAGUGUAUAUAUAUAUCUUCGAUGUAAACAUUAUCGGUUGAUAUCUCACAAGUAUGUUCAUUUCUUUUCAUAUCCACUCUUAAAAAAGAUAUAAUAAUAUUGAAUAAAAAGAGCAGAUAUUCAUAUUGAAUGCAAUGUGUAGUCUUGCAUAUAAUACUUGAGGAUGACGCAAAUCGCAACCGGGGUACCUUGAUUGACAUUGUGUUUGUCUGCUUUAAAAAUGCUGUCGAUUGUUUGACGAAUUUGGUACAAUAAUUACGAUCAGCAUUUCGGUGUUAAAAAGUUUCCCUAAAAACCGCGGGCCUCUACUGCGCAACUCGCAAGUCGCGUCGCCAUUGGUCAAUUUGAAAUUUUAUCGAUUCCCAAAAACUAUCGAGUAUAUCGAGGAUAUUCGAAUAAACGCAGUUGCAUUCAAUUCGAACUCAUCUUGUUGUGCGGUAGAUAAUAUUUAUUUUGUCAAUCCGACAAAAGAUAUCGUAUAAGCAUCACGUUACUCAUCGGCAGAAACUAGAAAUGGAGGAAUCCAUGAACAACGAGAUCGAUCUCGAGAAUGUCGAAAACUCGCAAUCAGACAUGAUUACCUCUCAUAUCAAACAGUUUGUAACAUUAAAAGAAUCGGUCAAAAAUUCCGAUAGAAAGGUACAGUAUUUAAAGAAGCAUAUGUCGAAUUUGGUCGACAGUAAUCGCAACAUUGAAGCGAACUUGGAAAAGCUAGAGCAAAACGUGUUUGACAUUGACACAAAGAUAUCGGCGGCCACGAAAAUUUAUGAUGUAAAGAAGCAAGAAUUGAAGAAUUUGGAAAGUGCAAGAGCAUAUACAUUGCGUAAACAAUGGGAUGAUUCCCUAUCGAAAAUAGGGAACUACGCGAAUGAUUUCUCCCAGUGGAUAACGGAAUAUUCGAGGAACAUCUUGAUGAAGGAUAUCGAAGAUCAUCAGAAAGAAUGCAAAAAAGUUGCCCAUGAAUUUGCAUUUCUGAAGGAAGAAGUGGAUGACAUGAGAAAAAAAUACAAUUUAAAUUGUAUUGAAGUUAAUGUGGACGUUGAUGAUUUACCGAAUUUUGAUACCGUAAUUUCUGAUAUCGAGUCGAGAAACAAUAAGUUAAUGCACAAUACUAGAUCUACGGAAGAUAAGUUAAAUAAGAUACAGAGGAAGCUAAAGCAGGGCAAAAUUGCAGUUAACGAAUAUAAGAAGAAGGAAAAUACAAAUAUGUUUUAAAAUAUUUAUCAUUUAAUAAACAAAAUUCUUAUUCUCUUCUUAUCUUUUAAUAAAAAUGAAUUCAAACAUUUCAAAAGGAUAUAAAAAUUAAAUUGUUAUAUCAAAUCAAAUUAACUAAUGUAUAAUUUAUGUAAUUUAUGAUAAUAGAUAAUUAAUAUGUGUACUAUAUAUCAAUGGUUUUCUUCAGUGUUUAAUUGUUCAAAGUAUUAAAUUCACAAAUCAAUCCAUCUUGAUAUAACUUAUUGAUUAUAUAAUUAAAAAUAUAAAUAUAUAUUUCUCCAUUUAUG
This is a messenger RNA of Formica exsecta, 1654 nucleotides long. RefSeq names its product protein MLP1-like. The coding region runs from base 666 to 1367 and encodes 233 amino acids. The record is from RefSeq and is a predicted model, not a curated record. Lineage: Eukaryota; Metazoa; Arthropoda; Insecta; Hymenoptera; Formicidae. The transcript is spliced from 7 exons.